AUGUCCACCGCCUCUCUGCCCUCCUACGUCGCACCCUCGGUCAACCGUAUCCCCUCGUAUUCAGCGGAACCACACAACCACGAGCAGCGGAUCGCUCUCGCAGAUAGACUCCGGCCCCGACCUUCAGGCACUUUCAUUAAAGAGUCGAAAGGAGGCGGAGUGCGCCUCCGUCUCAACGCGCAAGAAGAUAAUGCACCACUACCAAUAUACGGCGCCGGAAGUCAGGUAGAAGGUUAUGUCGACCUCUCAAAACUAGAAGGUAUAACAAGUGUGGAGGUCAAGAUCGAAGGCCGUCUGCUCCUGAAAGAAAUCGCGGAGGGCGGUACUUCAACGGCCAGACUAUGUCUUAACACCGUGUUGCUAUGGUGUAAGGACCCUGUUAAUACAGUGUGUCCUUCAUCGCUACAUUUCUCCCUCGGUUUCCCUAGUACCUUCAGUUACGAAGACAAGACGUUUCCCCUACCUCCGACGUUCGAUGUCAAGCUGUCGGGACUACCUGGAUUUGUUGCAACUAUCGACUAUUCUGUUACUGCUGUCGUAGCGAAGCCUAACUCCGCCCAUAUUCCCAACGUUAAAUCCAAAAAACUUGGAAUUCACAUUGGUUCGACCGUUGUAUCGACUCCGUUAAUUUACUACCCUCGUAAUCGGCCCGCGUCGCCUCUGCCUCUUCCUUUACAGCAUCUGCAUUCCGGAUUCCAGGUAACACCCGAUUGGAAGGCUGUCGAGACUGUUCUUCGUUCAAAGUCGGCUGUGCGCCCUGAUAUCACGGCAAGGCUCUAUGUCCCUGCUUCUCGGACAUUCUGCAUGUCACAACCCGUCCCAUUCCAUCUUACACUACAUUCAUCUGCCGUCUCUCUCGCUGCGUAUCUACCGAUGAGCCCAACCGCUAAAACCUUGUCACCGCGAAAAGUGACUCGAGUGCAGUUAAUGAGGCAAACGACAGUUGAUGUCAGGAAUACCGUUAUAGCUGGAGUGAAGACGGACAUGUGGAGGGUGGACUGUAUUGGAGAAGGGACCUUUAAGCAUGCGGGAGAUGGACCUACUUGGAUCGCAUAUACCGGAGAAAUCGUUAUCGACGAGACCGUGAAGGUACCGGGGUUCAAGGCAGCAGGUCUAUCCGUCAAGGACUGUAUACUAUUCACAGUUAAUCCUCUAGAUCCAUCGAAGAGCCCGUUCGGGGAGGUGCGCGAGGUGAUUCCGGUACGCUUGGCCACGGAGCCGUGGACGCCGAAUGGUGCUGGGAUGGGUGCGCGCCGCGAGUCUAUGUUGGCGGAUGGCUCCCCAACGCCACCAAGUCCGCAUCGACUUUCUGGGGAUCAGUACUGA
Messenger RNA from Cyclocybe aegerita, 1326 nucleotides. The record is from the annotation of a GenBank genome assembly. NCBI's taxonomy places the organism in Eukaryota, Fungi, Basidiomycota, Agaricomycetes, Agaricales, Hemipholiotaceae.